GCGAGACCCACUGGCCGGGAGCAAAGCGCACGGCCGGGUGGGCUGAGGGGCGGCGGCGGCCCCAGAGCAGCGGAAGUUUUGGCGACCGCUGGCACUACUACGAUCGGGAGCCAGGCUGAAGCUCGGAGGACCAGCGAGCGGGCGGACCGGUUUACGGACGCCCGUGGGCCCGCUGCCACCAUCUCGCGUCCUCUUGCCUGGAAAAGCAUUUAAGCUUUUAAAAUGUCAUCUAUCAAGCACUUAGUUUAUGCAGUUAUUCGUUUCUUACGGGAACAAAGUCAGAUGGAUGCUUAUACUUCGGAUGAACAAGAAAGUUUGGAAGUUGCAAUUCAGUGCUUGGAGACAGUUUUUAAAAUCAGCCCAGAAGAUACUCAUCUUGCAGUUUCACAGCCUUUGACAGAAAUGUUCAGCAAUUCCUUCUGUAAGAAUGAUAUUUUGCCUCUCUCAAACUCAGUGCCUGAAGACGUGGGAAAAGCUGACCAAUUAAAAGAUGAAGGCAAUAACCACAUGAAAGAAGAAAAUUAUGCUGCUGCCGUGGAUUGUUACACACAGGCCAUAGAACUGGAUCCAAAUAAUGCAGUUUAUUAUUGCAACAGGGCUGCUGCUCAGAGUAAAUUAGGUCACUACACAGAUGCAAUAAAGGAUUGUGAGAAGGCAAUAGCAAUCGAUUCAAAGUACAGCAAGGCCUAUGGGAGAAUGGGACUGGCCCUCACUGCCAUAAAUAAAUUCGAAGAAGCAGUUACAAGUUAUCAAAAGGCAUUAGAUCUUGACCCUGAAAAUGAUUCUUACAAGUCAAAUCUGAAAAUAGCAGAACAGAAGUUAAGAGAGGUAUCUAGUCCUACAGGAACUGGAUUGAGCUUUGACAUGGCUAGCUUAAUAAAUAAUCCAGCCUUCAUUAGUAUGGCAGCAAGUUUAAUGCAGAAUCCUCAAGUUCAGCAGCUAAUGUCAGGAAUGAUGACAAAUGCCAUUGGGGGACCUGCUGCUGGAGUUGGAGGCCUAACUGACCUGUCUAGCCUCAUCCAAGCGGGACAGCAGUUUGCUCAGCAGAUACAGCAACAGAAUCCUGAACUUAUAGAGCAACUUAGAAAUCACAUCCGGAGCAGAUCAUUCAGCAGCAGUACUGAAGAACAUUCCUGACUUGACCAGGGACCCUAGCCCAGAGCACAAAUGAUUAUGGCUCUUAAAUGUUUGCUGUAGAUAGUGGCCAAAACAAAGACACCUAAAGAAUCAAUCUGUCUAGAUGAUAGGUUUAUCAUAAACAGACUUGAACAUGACUCCUUUGUAAACAAAUGAUCAUUAGCCCUGUUGAGUGCCAGUAUAGUACUGAACAGGGUUCCAUUUUCAAAUCAAAUCAUCAUCAUCAUAUUUGUAUAUUAGACCUAAUAGCAGAGUAUAUUUAUUGAACAGUAGCGCUGUGUAUUGGCAAGUUCUCUAGCUCCAAAUUCCCUUAAGCAGACUUUUUUGAAAGAUGGGGAUGACCAAGAGGAAAGGUUUCUCAUGCUGAUUCAGGAGAAAUAUACAGCCAUGGAGCAGCAUGUUUGGAGAGAAGAAAUUUGUUGCCUAGUUUUAGCUCUGAUAGUGCUAUCAGUACUGAAUAUCACAGGGGCCAGUACUGUCCUUAAUGCUGCUUGCUCUGAUGCGGAACAAGGAAUACUAAGAGCUGGUGAGAAGCAGCAUUUGGUGCAAGGGUUGUUUUGAAAUGAAAAAUAGAUGCUGUGAAUGUACAGAAGGUGAAAGUAGGAUGUUCAGGUUGUUGCAUAGUUCUUAACCAAUCUUGCCUGCAGUUUGAUCUUGAUAACGUUAGCAUGGCCAAUUACUCUAAGUACAUAAUCAAAUACAUUUAGAAAUCCUUAAUGGUACUGGUUAGGUCCAUUGUAUAACUAUUCAAUUUAACUAGCACAAUUUCCCCAAUGGUGACCUUACCAUGGAAACUCUUAAAUAUAUUUACAUUUAAAUAAGCCAGUGGUUUGAUUCUCAAGUUAAGGAUUUUCUAAGUGGCAUUUAAUUAUGUGCCUAUAAAUACUGAUUUUUUAAAACUAUUUGAUGGCUUAUAAAAAGCUUCUAUCACUAACAUUGCUUGUUCAUAUAAACCUUUGCUAUAAUUUGGCUUGGCAUGUUGCUUUUAUGCUUCAUCUUAAUUUGAUGCAAUGUAAACAUAACAGGGGACUUAAAAUAUUUUAUGGACAUCAGAUCAUAGUAGUUAAUGAAGAGAUAUGGCAUUAAGUAUUAAUGGCAUGACUCUACAGUGAUGAGAGACCAUUUUAACUAGAAUUUUUGUUAAUUAUGAAAUUGGUAAAGUUGGGUGAACACAUAAUCAUUUCACAAGUGUUGUGAGAGAAAACUGAAAAAUUAAGUAAUAUAAAAUUAACUCAGUAAUACUCAUGAUGAUGAAGGCCUUACUAUAACUGUUCUCCUCAAAAGACUAAUAAUGUGGUAUCUACAAGGUUAAAAAUCAACUCUUCCUUUCUUUCCUCUUGUGAGAUUAGAACAAUGGUUCUGUAAUUUCACUGUAAGAAUUAAAAAUGCAGAUCCAGAGCCACACUUUCCAUUUUUAUUUAAUAGGUCCUAUAGUAAUGCCUAGGAAUCACCAUUUUAAACAGCAUCCUACACGGUUCUGAUGUAGGUCUAAGGACUCUAAUUUAGAGUAACGGUAAGUUAGAGAUUUCUCCUCAGACCAGCAAAUACCUCACUGCCUGUGCUCAGCUUACAGGGAAAACCCAUAGGAAUCUACAGUCUGGCCAGAGAAGAGCAGGACUUAAAUUUUAGGCCCUCUGAAUUCAAUAUCCUGUAUUCCAUUUAAACCAACUUUAUUGUUCAUGAGGUUAAAUUCAACUCCUAGUGUUCAAGCAUAAUACAGAAUGAAGUACUAACUAUUCACAUGAAAGGACUGUGCUGAAAACAAAAGUGAAACCUGAUCCACAAUUAAAAAUUAGCUACUCUUGGGGUACUUGGCUGGCUGAGUCCCUACAGCAUGUGACUCUUAAUCUCAGGAUCAUGAGUUCAAGCCCCACGUUGGGUAUAGAGCUUACUUAAUUAAAAAUAGCUACUCUUAUCCAGUGGUAAGACAAAGUUUCUAGCAAAACUAUCUUGAGUAUAUUAAAAUGCUUUUAGAUCAGUAAAACUGGUAAGCCUUUAGUUGACUAUGAAAAUCGAGAAAAUGCAAAUCAACAGUACCAAAAGUGAAAGAGGGGAUAUCACUGCAGCCCUCCAGACUUUAAAGGGUAAUCAGAAAAUACAGUGACCAACUCUAGGCCUAUAUAUUGGACAACUGAUAUUAAACACACAAAUUCCCUGUAAGAUAAAAGCUACCAAAGCUCAGUAAGGAAGUAGAUAAAUCCCCCAGCAGAGCAAGCUAUAGGCCCAGAUGAUUCCAAUGGUAAAUUUUGCCAAACACUUAA
Molecule: messenger RNA, 3398 nt
Organism: Prionailurus viverrinus (fishing cat)
Lineage: Eukaryota; Metazoa; Chordata; Mammalia; Carnivora; Felidae
Gene: SGTB
Product: small glutamine rich tetratricopeptide repeat co-chaperone beta
Exons: 11
Coding region: 223-1137 (304 amino acids)
Biological process (GO): post-translational protein targeting to endoplasmic reticulum membrane
Cellular component (GO): membrane; TRC complex
Molecular function (GO): molecular adaptor activity; protein binding
Source: RefSeq, a predicted model, not a curated record